AUGCCAUGGAACCUGGAGAAGCCUUCCCAACACCUAGCCCCUAAAUUUUUGCCACCCCCUUUCCUCGCGGCAAGGCCCGAAGCUUUGGUGCCUAGGGCUCUGUCCAAAAAGAAUCGAAAAACAAGCCGCGAAGUUAUGUUCGACUUAUUUCCCUUGUGCGUCGAAAUUACGAGCGAGCUGAAAUCGAGAGUUCCUGAUACGAGAACCGCGACGACCGAACCACAUGUCUCGCAAGACAGGUAG
Clonostachys solani is the source of this 243-nucleotide messenger RNA. The record is from the annotation of a GenBank genome assembly. Lineage: Eukaryota; Fungi; Ascomycota; Sordariomycetes; Hypocreales; Bionectriaceae.